This is a messenger RNA of Gymnodraco acuticeps, 1231 nucleotides long. RefSeq names its product epidermal growth factor receptor pathway substrate 8a (gene eps8a). Lineage: Eukaryota; Metazoa; Chordata; Actinopteri; Perciformes; Bathydraconidae. Gene Ontology annotation, biological process: positive regulation of ruffle assembly; regulation of Rho protein signal transduction; Rho protein signal transduction. Gene Ontology annotation, cellular component: ruffle membrane; vesicle; plasma membrane. The record is from RefSeq and is a predicted model, not a curated record. Gene Ontology annotation, molecular function: actin binding.
CGGAACACAGAGACAUCACUAAGGAACACAGUGACAUCACUACGGAACAGAGAGACAUCACUACGGAACACAGUGACAUCGAUACGGAAAACUCGCGCUCCUAUUGCCUAGCAGCUCCAACACAUUCUGCAGGAUGAACGGAUACGAAACUCCGCCUCUCGCCUCGGGGAUCUUCGGGUCCUACGGCUCACCCACCAAUGGCCAUGGCUCGCUGUCUCCGGAGCCUCUUCAUCAAAAAGCCAAGUCCGGUGCCAAAGCUCUCUACGAACAAAGAAAGCAUGUCACCAAAACCAGCAUCAACAGUCUGACGGACACCUCGCAGUACCAGGUGGAGCACCUGUCCUCCUUCAUCGUGGACCGUAAAGACGGGCUUCUCUCGGUGGAGGACGGCGUUCGGAGGCUGCGUCUCCUCGAGGCCAAAGGGAAGGUUUGGACUCAGGAGAUGAUUCUUCAGGUGGAGGAGAGGAGCGUCCGCCUGCUGGACCUGGACACUCAGAAGGACCUGGAGUACUUCCCGGUGUCCUCCCUGCUGCAGGUUCAGGCCGUGAUGAACUCCUGCAGCUUCGACUCUCUGCUGGCUCUCGUGGUGCGAGAGACGGGGCAGAGCAAACCAGACCUGCACCUGUUCCAGUGCGACCACAUCAAGGCGAACCUGAUCCAGGCCGACAUCGAGAGCGCCGUGACGGACGCUAAAGGAGGGAAAGAGAGGAGGAGACCAGAGGCUCUACGGAUGAUCCUGAAGAGUGACGGGGUGAUCCCGCCCCCUCCCGCUAACCCCGCCCCCGAGCCCCCCUCCUCAACCAAUCAGGUGGACGUAAAGAGCCGGGCAGCCGCCUGGUCGGCCUGGACCAAUGAGCAGCAAGACUGUGAGAAGCAGCGCCACAUCUACGAGGAGGACGAGGGGGGGGACACGUCUGCAGCCAGAGUGGACCGGGACGUGCAAAUCCUGAACCACAUCCUGGACGACGUGGAAUUCUUCGUGAUGAAACUGCAGAAAUCUACGGAGGCUUUCAGCGAACUCUCAAAGAGGAAGAAGAACAAGAAGGGCAAGAAGAAGGGCCCGGGGGAGGGCGUGCUGACGCUCAGGUCCAAGCCUCCGUCAGAGGAAGAGUUCGUCGACUGUCUGCAGAAAUUCAAGCAGGCCUUCAAUCAGCUGGGGAAGCUGAGGGAUCAAAUCCAGAACCCGAGUGCUGAAGACUUGCUGCACUUCCUGUUCUCUCCCCUCAGGAUG